Molecule: messenger RNA, 1215 nt
Organism: Fusarium fujikuroi IMI 58289
Lineage: Eukaryota; Fungi; Ascomycota; Sordariomycetes; Hypocreales; Nectriaceae
Product: related to integral membrane protein
Exons: 3
Coding region: 1-1215 (404 amino acids)
Source: RefSeq, a predicted model, not a curated record
AUGCCUAGAGCUCACGACCAUUUCCACGGUCGGCAUUACCACGCUGAGCGCACAACUGGCCCUGUCAAGGCGCUCAAUCCAACGAAGCGAUAUCUAGUUGCCGACAAGAAGACACUCAAUGCUGAGUCUGAAGCCGGAAAUGCUGGGAAAGAAUCGCGACAGGGUGAUAAGAGCCCUGGAGUUGCUUAUGUGUGGAGGAGUCGCGAUAACAGAAAGGGACGGCAUGCACUAGCCAUUGGUGUUGAUCCUCACAAGCAUGAAGCGACGAAAGGACCGAGGCCAUCGAAUACGUAUCACCAGACUUUACGCGGCAUCUUGAAGAUGUUUGUCAGAUGCCCAGUCUGGGAUGUAUCGUACGAUGUCGCCGUCGUCUUCACAAUAGGUUCGAUCAUCUGGGUAAUCAAUGGCUUUUACUCAUGGCUCCCCGUUCUCAACCCCUCAACCAAGGUGUCUGACUGGGCCGGCGGAUUGACAGCUUUCAUCGGCGCCACGGUCUUUGAGUUUGGGUCAUUUCUGCUCAUGCUUGAAGCCGUCAAUGAGAAUCGAUCGGACUGCUUUGGUUGGGCCGUUGAGGAAAGCGUGGACGGGAUGCUUCAUCUCACUCACGCGCACAACUGCAAGCAUGCACACGCGCAAAAGGGGACUUUUGUGAAGCAAAGCUCUAAAUACCUGGGCAAUGACACAGCGGAGUCAUCGGGAAAUGAUCGGAUGUGGUCUUGGUGGCCGACGUGGUAUGAACUCAGAACACAUUAUUUCUUCGACAUCGGCUUCCUGGCCUGUUCUUCACAAACAUUCGGCGCCACGGUAUUCUGGAUAUCAGGCUUUACAGCCUUGCCACCUAUACUCAACAACCUCUCUACACCAGCGGAGAACGGCGUCUACUGGCUCCCUCAAGUGAUUGGCGGUACAGGCUUCAUCGUUUCAAGCAUCCUCUUCAUGGUUGAAGUUCAGCCUCGAUGGUACAUUCCAGCGCCGGGGGUGCUGGGAUGGCAUAUUGGACUGUGGAACUUGAUUGGCGCUAUUGGCUUUACUCUCUGCGGUGCGCUGGGCUUUGGCAUCACGCAUCCAGGCGUUGAGUAUGCACUGACACUUUCGACAUUUAUAGGUUCAUGGGCAUUCUUGAUAGGUAGUGUGAUUCAGUGGUAUGAGAGUCUUGAUAAGUAUCCUAUCUGGGUGGACCAAAAGAUCGAGACACUUGGCCAACGAAAGAGCUGA